AUGGCCACGGGUUCUCUCAGGGAGGGCGUAUUUGCCAUCAACAAACCUUGCGGUCAAAGCUCAGCCCAAGUCAUUCGCGAAUGCCAGCAGGUUUUCAAUCCUUCCGAGUUUUUCAAGCCAUUGAUCGAGUCAGAAGUCGCAAAGCGCACCAACGAGAAUGGCGGGCAGCCCGCCCGUCGCAAGGCUCUUAAGAAGGCUUCCCAAGUCAAGAUUGGUCAUGGCGGAACUCUCGAUCCUCUCGCUACCGGAGUUCUCAUCCUGGGUGUAGGAUCUGCAACAAAGGCACUGCCCCGGUUCCUCGAAUGUACCAAGACAUACGAGACCACCGUUGUGUUUGGUGCCGCUACCGACAGCUAUGAUAGAGUUGGCCGCAUCCUUACCAAGCGGCCCUAUGAACACAUUACUCGCGAAAAGGUCGAGAAGGAGAUUGCCUCCUUCCGCGGCCGCCACACUCAGAUCCCGCCACUGUUCUCUGCGCUCAAGAUGAACGGAAAGCCCCUCUACGAGUAUGCGCGUGAGGGCAAGCCUAUUCCUCGACAGAUCGAAGGCAGAGAAGUCGAGGUCAAGGACAUUGAAAUGGUGGAGUGGUACGAGCCCGGAAAGCACAACCACCGAUGGCCUACCGAAGAGGCCGAAGCUGCGGAGCGUAACCUGGCAGAACAGGUCUGGAGGGUCAAGAAGCAACAAGAAAGCAACAAGCCGUUGAGUCCCGAAGAGAAGCAGCAGGACAUCAAAGCGAUAGCGGCGCAUGAAUCGUUCAAGCGCAAUUUCGAAGAGCGUCAGGAUGCCCUUAUCAAAGAUGCGCCUUCAAAGAAAUCGCGAAAGUCAAAGGAACCUCCCUUGAUGUCGGGCGCCCUCGGAAAGCUACCACAGCCAGCCUACUCUAAUAAGGGACACAACCUGGUUCCCGACGCACCCGACUCGAGCACCCCACCUCCAUGGAGCGAUGAAGGCCCUCCAGCUUGCAAGGUGCGACUGACAGUCACAUCUGGUUUCUACGUCAGAAGUUUCUGCCACGAUCUAGGCGCCAAGCUUGACUCAGCAGCUCUCAUGGCAGAGCUUUCGCGCACCCGCCAGAACGAUUUUGAGACUGGCACCGAGAACUGUCUCGAGUAUGAGGAUCUCGCCAAGGGUGAAGAGGUCUGGGGCCCCAAGGUCGCCGGUAUGCUUGAAAGGUGGAACAAUGGUUUGGGAGCCGGCCCUCGGGGUCCAGCCGGCCCCCAGAAGAAGGAGACUAAGGGCCCCGGCUCUCCUACAAGGAAGCACAGCAAGCAACAGAACAACAAAGGCGAGAAGCGACGACGGUCGGAAUCACCCAACGGGACAGGAUCACCACACCGCAAGGCGGUAGCUCUUGAAUCCAAGCAAGACUCCAAGCCCGUGAAAGAGCCCAAAGAGGAGGUCAGGCCAGACGCCGGGAAUCGCUCCGAUGAUGAGAAGUCAUGGAACGGUAUCGAAGACUGA
Fusarium poae is the source of this 1464-nucleotide messenger RNA. RefSeq lists its product as uncharacterized. Lineage: Eukaryota; Fungi; Ascomycota; Sordariomycetes; Hypocreales; Nectriaceae. The record is from RefSeq and is a predicted model, not a curated record. The transcript is spliced from 2 exons. The coding region runs from base 1 to 1464 and encodes 487 amino acids. Gene Ontology annotation, cellular component: mitochondrion. Gene Ontology annotation, biological process: mRNA pseudouridine synthesis; tRNA modification. Gene Ontology annotation, molecular function: pseudouridine synthase activity; RNA binding.